Solenopsis invicta (red fire ant) is the source of this 4044-nucleotide messenger RNA. RefSeq names its product nucleolar protein 6 (gene Mat89Ba). The record is from RefSeq and is a predicted model, not a curated record. Gene Ontology annotation, biological process: tRNA export from nucleus; rRNA processing. The transcript has 13 exons. NCBI's taxonomy places the organism in Eukaryota, Metazoa, Arthropoda, Insecta, Hymenoptera, Formicidae. Bases 320 to 3979 code for a protein of 1219 amino acids. Gene Ontology annotation, cellular component: small-subunit processome; CURI complex; UTP-C complex.
CACUCCUACGAGCGGCGCAUUGCGAGAUCGCGCGUGCCGAGUCGAGUAGCCGCCGCGAGUUCGGUGUCACGCGAAAACAAUGAUCUUUCAACGACGAAGUUUCUGACUCGAACGCGUCGACACAACAGCAGACGAACACAGAUGAAAAAGAGCUUUCUCGCAAGGACGAAAAAUAGAAAAGAGAUGUCGCGACAUGUAAAUUCGGUCACGUGGACAAUGGAAAAUAUCUGAAAGCAUGGCGAGCAUGUGGCGAAGGUAGCCGGCGUGUUUUUAACGUAGUGUUUAAAUAAUAAUUUUAAGUCGCAACAGCAAAAGAAAGAUGAAGGAAUCUGCGAAGUUAAACAAAGCAAAGAGCAAGGAGCGCAAGGUGAACUGUACCAUUGAGAGUGAAGACUCGAUGAAUUCUGAAUCUGACUUGAUGAAUUCUGAAUCCGAUAAUAAACAUACAGUGAAUUCUGCAGUUGAUGAAGAGGAUUUAGUUGACUCUGAAUCUGAUUUGAGUGCUAAUCUGAUGGAAGAUACAUUUGAUGAUCUAGAAUCUGAUAAUGCAAGCUUAGUGGAAGAUACAAAUGAUGGAGAAGAUGAAGUAGAAUUGGACAGUCAUGAGACUGAAUCUCUUAUAGUGAAUCAAAAGAAGAAGAGGAAGAGAGUCACGGAUGAGUUAAAUGAGGCAGUGCCUAAGAAGAAGAAGUUUGAAAAGAAUCUUUACAAACAACCAACAGUCGAGGAACUCAGUCAACUUAGGGAAACUGAGAAUUUGUUUCAUUCAAAUUUGUUCCGACUACAGAUUGAGGAAGUUCUCAACGAAGUGAGACUCAAAGAUAAAUAUAAAGCAAUAUUUGAAAUUUGGUUUGAUAAAUUGAAAGCAGCAAUUGAGUCUAUCAAAGAGACUGAAGAAGUUCCGCUUGUAGAUAAUAAUUUAAGUGAUAAAUUAGGCAUUUACAUUCCCAUGCCAGAUGUACCAAAUGAAACUAAAAGCGUAUUCAAGUUCUUGAAGCCAUCUAAUAUUAUAGUGAUUGGAUCUUAUCAGGCGGGAUGUAUUCUCGGACCUACCGUCACCGUAGACAUAAUGGUGGAGAUGCCAGCCAGUUUAUUCCGGAAGCAGGAUUAUUCAAACUAUUCGUAUUUUAGAAAGAGAGCGAUAUACUUGGCGUUUGUAUCAUCGGUUAUAGGAAGCGAUAUUGCAGAGAGUAAGAGAUUUAUCGGCGACAAUCUUAGGCCUUUCUUGAAGCUUUGGCCCAGUGGAAAGUUGAACAAAAAGGUGGAUGUAAUAAUACAUGUAUCUGCGCAGGAAACUAGCUUUAAGUUGAACAGAUUUCUACCAGAGAAAAAUAGUAUUAGACCAGCUUGGUUCUUCAAUGAGAAGCCUUCAGAAGAUGCAUCUUUACCGCCCACUCCGUACUACAACUCUCUGAUAUUGCGCGAUUUAAUAAUGUCGAGGAUGAAUUCUGAAGUUGCACAAUUAAUUAAAGAGUAUCCAAAUUUAAGGGAUGGUAUAAUCUUGCUGAAAAUAUGGUUGCGCCAACGUGAAUUGAACAAGGGAUACGACGGUUUUACCGGCCACAUCAUUACUAUGUUUGUAAUCUAUUUACUACGCGAGAAAAAGCUUAACACUUUCAUGAGCAGCUAUCAGAUUGUACGGAACGUUUGGAUUUGCUUAGCACAGGGAAAUUGGUGUGAGAACGGAAUUACCAUGUGCGAGGAUAAGGAUAAUCACAAACAAGUCUCUCACUAUCACAAUUACUAUGAUUGCGUCUUUCUUGAUACUACCGGCUACCACAAUUUCGCGGCGAAUUUGUCAAAAGAUACCUUUUUAUGGGUACAGAGAGAAGCGGCGCUAUGUUUGAAGCAUUUAGACAACAUACACGUGGACAGCUUUCAUGCACUUUUCAUGCGAAAAGUGCCAUUUUAUAGAGCAUUUGAUCACAUUUUAUGUUUUCAGAAAAAGUCAGUUUUAGAAAGAAUUGUGAAAUAUAAAUCUAGCAUGGGAAACAAACUCAAUUACGGACCUGAUAAACGUAGUCAGGCAAUUAAGAUACUUUUUGAAGUUUUGAAGAGAGGUCUAGGAGAUAGAAUUAAUCAGUUGUGUGUAUUACCUAGUACAUAUAAGGAAUGGGAAUGCACCGAGAAGAUGCCAGAUAGUAUUGGAAAACUCGUUAUUGGACUAGAAUUGAAUCCUGAAACAUGUUUCAAUAUUGUAGACAAAGGACCUGAAGCUAAUUUACCAGAAGCAGCUGACUUUAGAAAUUUUUGGGGCACCAAGUCCGAAUUACGUCGAUUUAAAGAUGGAACCAUUCGUGAAGCUGUGAUUUGGUCAAAGGGCAAAACUCUCAUGGACAAAAGAAUAAUAUGCAAGAAGAUAAUAAUGUACCUGCUCAAAACAAAGUUUAAGAUCUUCCCAAAACAAUAUUUGUAUUUCGCGGAUGAAAUGGAAGAUUUGUUAAAGUUGCACAAGUACAAAAUAACACACUUCGUAUAUGGAACUGGUGAAGAAGCUACGCUGAAAGUUCUUCAAGCUUUUAACACCUUAGAAAAAAAAUUAAUGUCGCUGAACGAUAUGCCUUUGACAAUAAAUGGUGUGCAAGGUUCGAGUCCGGUUUUCCGAUACACAGAAAUCUUUCCGCCACUUGCUACCAUUCAUCGGAAAACUAAUGGUGUUACCGAGGAGAAUAAGAAUUGCUUGAGUCUUUCAAAAAACAUUGUAAAAUGUCCUAAAUAUGUUCACGUGCUCGAUGUGACGCUGCAGUUAUCAACUAGUGGGAAAUGGCCCGAAGAAUUGGAAGCCAUUAGGAAGAUGAAGGCAGCGUUUUACAUACAAAUCGCGAAAUGUCUUAGGACGCAGCAUGAAGUGAUAGUGCAGGCUAAUCCGUCUUAUCUAGAUGUUUAUCAGGAUGGAUUUGUUUUCCGAUUAAGAGUGGCGCAUCAAAAAGAAAUUGCUUUAAUGAAACAAGUCAAGGAGAACGGAGUGAUUAAAUACAGGGAUAAUGAAGAAUCCAUUGAACUGGAAAACAAAUUGUUUCAUCUACCGAAAUUAAGCAGCGCCUUGCAUGGGUUACAUUCUCAACAACCAUCGUUCGGUUCGGCUUGCUGUUUGGCGAAACGCUGGUGUUCGGCACAACUAUUAGAUGAUACUCACAUACCAGGAGUUGUGAUUGAAUUGCUCAUGGCAUCACUGUAUCUAGCACCGGAACCGUAUAAGCCGGCUCAGACACCUCAAGUGGCAUUUUUACGAUUCCUGGAAGUUGUUGCGAGAGCUCAUUGGAAUACCGAUCCUGUCAUUGUUAAUUUCAAUGGCGAGAUGACCAAUGAGGAAAUUGCCGCCGUAGAAACGUUAUUUGGUACAGCUCGCAAUUCUCUACCACACCUAUUUAUAUCUACUCCUUACGAUCAGCAGAAAUCCUUGUGGACCAGGAAAGCACCAUCGCAGUUGAUCUUAAACCGUAUGAGUGUGCUAGCGAAGGAAUCGCUGAAAUUAUUCGACGAUUCAUUGUUCAAUAAUAUGAUUUUUGAUGUAAAAUCUAUGUUCCGUCCUCCGCUCUCGGAAUAUGAUUGUUUGUUACAUCUAAAGUCGAAUAUGAUUCCUAGAAGAUUGCAAGCAGUCGAUGUAACCAGCAAAGCAAAAAUCAUAGAUUUACAUCCAUACAAAUUUCACUCCCUUCAAAAAAUUCCGGUCGUGGAUUUUGAUCCUGUGCAAUAUUUCUUGAAAGAUUUAAGAGAGGGUUAUGAGAAUUACGCCUUAUUUUUCCAUGAUUCUUACGGUGGUACGGUGAUCGGGGUUUUGUUUAAACCCACUGUUCUCGAACAUAAAGAUUUCAAAGUGUUGGACGCUAAUUGUAGGAAACUUGACGCCGAUGAUAAACUCGUCUUAAACAUCUCGACGAUGAUCGAAGACUUUUAUAUUUUGGGGAGAGGUAUUAUACGUAAGAUUGAUAUUCUAAACAAACGAUUAUCUUUGACAAUGUCAGAAUCGACUACGUAGGUAAUACCUACAAAGCUCGAAAAUCCUCUCGAGAUCUGUGCAAAAUAUAACUAAAAUUACCUUUC